Dryobates pubescens (Downy woodpecker) is the source of this 933-nucleotide messenger RNA. RefSeq names its product CD40 molecule (gene CD40). Gene Ontology annotation, cellular component: CD40 receptor complex; external side of plasma membrane. The transcript has 8 exons. Gene Ontology annotation, biological process: positive regulation of B cell proliferation; CD40 signaling pathway; cellular response to tumor necrosis factor. The record is from RefSeq and is a predicted model, not a curated record. Bases 1 to 780 code for a protein of 259 amino acids. NCBI's taxonomy places the organism in Eukaryota, Metazoa, Chordata, Aves, Piciformes, Picidae. Gene Ontology annotation, molecular function: protein binding; signaling receptor activity; antigen binding.
AUGUCAGACCUGGCAAUGUCCCCCAGCCCCAUCGCCGCCUCACUGAGCCAGGCCUCUGUUGCAGGGCAAAAGCUGGUCUCUGAAUGUGACGGCACAGAAGAGUCUGUCUGUGCCCCCUGUGAGAGUGGCCAUUACCAGCAGAGCUGGACCAAGGAGAGGCACUGUGCCCCCCAUGACAUCUGCGAAGGCAAUGCCGGCCUCGUGGUGAAGACCGAGGGGAACGCGACGCACAACACGGUGUGCCAGUGCCGAGCUGGCAUGCACUGCUCCGACUCCAGCUGCCAGACCUGCCUGGAGAACCAGCCCUGCCAGCGCGGCUUCGGCUUCGUGGCAGCCAAGGCUGUGGCCCAGCUGUCCUCUCCCUGCGAGCCCUGUGCAGAAGGCACCUUCUCCAACAUCUCUUCUAAAACUGAGCCAUGCCAUCCCUGGACAAGCUGCGAGGAGAAGGGGCUGGUGGUGAAGGUGAAAGGGACAAACAUCUCAGAUGUGAUCUGCGAGUCGGGCGGGCGCUCCUCGCUGUCGGUGCUGAUCCCCAUCACAGCUGCUGUCGUCACCUGCCUUGUGGGCAUCUGCAUCUACUGCCUGGUCCACACAGAUCCCAGGCGACAGGUGCAGAAGCAGAUAGAGGCUGGGAACAUGGAGAACCUGGAACCUAAACAGGCUGUGGAGACAGAGGAGGAGGAGGAGAGCUUACCUGGGCAGGAGACCCUGCUCAGACACCAGCCUGUGGCCCAGGAGGAUGGCAAGGAGAGCCGCAUGGCAGAGCAGGAGAGGCUGUGAGGACACUGGACGCUGCCUGCACAGGAGCACAGUCGGGGCCAGCAGUGCUGUCUCUGUUGACUCUCUGGCUGAGGAGCAAAUCUGACCUGGCUGAUGGGACACAGCAGCAGAUGUGGCACAACCACCCCUGUGGCAAUACCACAGUAGUGCCUG